Messenger RNA from Zonotrichia albicollis (white-throated sparrow), 7708 nucleotides. RefSeq names its product kelch like family member 42 (gene KLHL42). The record is from RefSeq and is a predicted model, not a curated record. NCBI's taxonomy places the organism in Eukaryota, Metazoa, Chordata, Aves, Passeriformes, Passerellidae. Gene Ontology annotation, molecular function: protein binding.
UCACCAGCCAGGAGAUCUCGGCCGCGCACUGCUACAACCCGUGCCUGAACGAGUGGAGCCAGCUGGCCUCGAUGAACCAGAAGAGGUCCAACUUCAAGCUGCUGGCUGUCAGUGGGAAGCUCUAUGCCAUCGGUGGCCAGUCCCUUUCCAACGUGGAGUGCUACAACCCGGAGAACGACUGGUGGAAUUUUGUGGCGUCCAUGCCAAACCCUCUUGCAGAAUUCUCAGCUUGUGAAUGCAAGGGCAAGAUCUACGUUAUUGGAGGAUACACUGCACGAGGCAGGAACAUGAGCAUCCUGCAGUACUGCCCCACUUCCGAUUCCUGGACCAACUUGGAGCUGUGCGACGUGCACGUGCGCAAGCAGCAGAUGCUGUCUGUGGAGGAGACCAUCUACCUGGUGGGGGGCUGCAUCCUGGAGCCAGGGCCCGGCCACAGGUCCAGCCCCAGCGAGGACGUGCUGACCGUGCAGUCCUACAACAUCGCCACCAAAGAGUGGCUCUACCUCAACGAGAACUCUUCCAAAUCCGGCCUUAACUUGACUUGCACGCUCCACAACGAUGGAGUCUAUAUCUUGAGUAGGAAUAUUACUCUGUCUUCCAGCUUGGAGCAGCGUCUCUUCCUGAAGUACAACAUCUUCACGGACACUUGGGAGACCCUGGGGCGCUUCCCAGCCUUUGGACAGAACAUUCUGAUCUGUUCUAUGUAUUUGCCUGAUGGGCGAAAAGUGUAGCAACACGAAGGUUUUCUUUUCAGUUCAUUAUGUUUUUUUGAUAAAAUAUUGCUCCCUUUGAGUAAUUCCAUUUUCAGAAUGUCAUCUGGUUGCAUAAUGCAGGCAUAAAAUACUGAUUCUGUUCUCUAAAAAGGUUUCGGAAUUCAGUAUGAAGAGAAAUGCUUCCAGAAGCAUUUUUAAGAUGUGGAUUUGAACAUUUUACUAGUUUGGAUUAAAAUUUCACCAGGUAUUGUUUGCAAUUUAAACGUAAAAUUAUUGUAUUGGCAACUGAUGCAGGAGUUCCAAAGGCAAAACUGAUCAGUCUGGUUUUAUUCUUUGUCUUAGUAGACAGUGUAGAACAAAACAUAUACAAUUUGAAAGUGGAAACAAUUCAAUAAAGUAAAUAAUUAGUAUAAUCAAAAUCACAACAGGAUUUAUUUCUUUCAAAGUACAGUUUUUACUCAAGCAAUGUUCUGUCAAAUGCACUCUGUUUCAGAUUCUUUAUACUAUCCCAUUUUUAUCUCUUCCAUGGCAGCAAGUGAGAUUCUCAAAGGUGCCAGCAAUUGGGGUCCCAUCAAGAACUUUCUCUGAAUUAUUUGUAGUACAAUGCUUUGCCAGGGACUGGUAGGAAUUACCUAGAGGCUGCAGUUGCUGAUUGGAAAGUAGAUGCUCCUUUAAUGGAAGUUGGCAGCAUUUCUUGCUACUGUUAAGACAGAAGUAAAAAGGCUUUUUAUUCAAAGGGUGGAGUUUCCUAAUUGUCAUAAAAGUUUGAGUCUUAGUUACCUUGCUGUGUUCUGUGGUACUUAAAACUGAGUUUUAAAGCUCAAAUUGCAGCUGGCAGCAAGCUGCGUGUUGAGAAGAUGUCCCUGAGCAGGGGUGAUCCUGUUCCAGGCACAUCCUGGUUGGUAGCACUCCUGUGGGACAUGCAUGGAAGGCUUGACUCUCAUAAAUGACUCCCUGAACACGUCCCCCAGAGCGGGGACAUUGAGUGUUGGCUCAUUCUUGUGUCACCAGGGAAGGCUGCCUCAGGUUUGCCACACAACGCUGUACUUCUGUAAAAGGCAACUGUAAGGUGGUCACUGUGAGUUCUCUGUGGGGAUCUCCAGUGGAUGCUGCAGGAGCUUCUCCCAUUCCUGCCUCUUGCCUGACAGAACUGGAGCCACGAUUGGCCCCUUUUCUCCUUGCAGCUCACAAGGGCAAAAGGUCUGCUUGAGGAGCGUGCCCAGCUCUGGAGAGUGUGUCCUCACAGCAAGGAGAGGAAAGGCUCUGGCCUACCAUGAAAAGAGCCAGGUUAGACGUGUGCUGAACACAUUGCAGGGAUGCUGGUUCUGCACCAGCUGUUCAUCCACAUAAGAUGAGGUUUAAAGCACCUGAACUCAUUCUUAAUGUGUGGAGAUGUCUUUUUUGUUUUUCCAUUAGAAUUCAGGAGUCUGAAUCUUCUUUUGAAGACAGGGGUCUGUUGUACAGAGGGUGAGGCAGCAAUGGUUCCCUCAGGGUCCUUGUAACUCCUUGCUUUUCCACAGUUUUGAAUGAAAUCUGUUCUUCCUAAAGGGUUGUCAGUCCUAAAGUGCCUUGCCAGUCCCUGCUCACACAUUAAUCUUGGUGCUUCCAAUCACCUGUAGCAACCCAAACAGAAAAUCCCAGAAAACUUCUCCAGAAUGAGGGCAUUUCUGCUUGAACACUUUCAGGAUGAAAACAACCACAACACAAGGUAUUUUGGGUCUCUGAGAUUUACCUUUUUGGGUGGAAAUUUUGCAGCCUUCUGGAAAAUAUCCUGCCUCAGAACAAACUGGUGCCUGCCACUCAGCUCUGUAUGACUUCAAUUAGCUAAGUCCAUGUUGAUGUGUUUUUAUUUCCUUCAAAGGCAUUGUGCAACUGCUGUGUUUUGACAGCAGUAUCAGGCCACACAAUUACUCUUCUGCACUGAAGCAAUUAGGUGAUUUUCAUAAGAUGCUUCUUCCAGAAGUGUUUUAGAAUAAAUAUAAGCAGGGUGCCAUUGCCUGGUGAUAAAUUAUCUCAGUCACAUUAUGCUACCUGCUUCCCUAAAUUUCUUUUCUGCUCCAGAUUCAGUACUCUACAGUCAGCUGUGACCAAUGUUGGUGGAGGGAAUCACAUCCAAGUUGCAUCCAAAUUCUUUUUCCUAGCAAAUUAACCAAGAAAACUCAUCACUCCUGGGUUUGCAGUGGGGUGUAUCAAAUCAAGUCCUUCCAAACCCAUUCAUUUCUUAGUGCAGUCGUAAUUCCAAAAACUAUGAUGUCAUCUUCUUGGUGUGAUUACUCUUUUUCAGAAGAGGCCUUUCCAUACUGGGUUUGUUUUGGUUUCAACUUCCAGCAAUCAAAUGACCCCCUUGAAAACCUGCUCAAAUGCAGAAGACAAAGAUGUGGCUGACCAUAAAUACAGUCAGAUCCUUUUGUCAGUCCAUGGUGCAAAUGCCUCCUACACUGACAUCUGACAGUACUGUAGUCACAAAUCAAAACUGGUGUUUAAUUUAGUUUAAUUUAAAUUAAUUUAGUUUAAUUUAGCAUUAAUUAGUGUAAGAAUCUAAGUGUACUCCAUUACUACAGACUGAAAUAAAAAUAAAUGAUUUCUUUAAACAAAAUCCUUUACAGAAAAGUAUGCAGUGUGUGUGGCCCCAUACCUCAGGAAAGAAACCAAACACUGUAAUGACUGCCUUGUACCCUGUUUAUUUUCUUUCUAUCGGUUUUAUACUCCAUAUUCACUUUUUAUAUUUUGGGGCAAGGAAAAGUGUCUGAGAGCCACUAACAGAAUAAUUAUAACACUAAUUUUUAGCCAAUGGAAGUUUGCAGUGAUCCGGUGUGCUCUCCUUUCUCUGGUGGGGGAGGAAAUUUGAAAUUUCUUGAUUUUAGAAGUAGCCAAAGAGUCCUUGCUGUCUGAUCAACUGGAAAUUCCUCUGUUAUCCUCAUGUUGCUCCAAACUUGCCAUGAGGGCUCCAUCACAUCAGCUGGAGUGAUCCUUCCAGCUCCUGGCAUCUGCAUCUCCAAAAGUGACAUGUGAGUAGGAAUGUUCAUCUUGUGGGAACACAAGGGUCAUCUGGUAUGUAGUGUUUGAAAGAGUUCCUGAGUUCCUGUGAAGUACAUUUGUUCUCAGUGCUGUCACUGCCACUUCCUUGGCUAUUCAGACUGCUUCAGCAAGUACUAAUUACUUCAACCUCUGCUAAUUACCUGUAAUUUGAACUAAUGGCUAUUUCCAGCCUGUUUCUUUCAUUCCUUCUUUCUUUUUUUCUAUUUGGUCACCCAACAGUCUGUGGUUCAUCUAAGUUUCCUGGUCUUGGUGUUCCCAAGUCUGGAUCCAACCUCCAGACUGCUGCUUUGCUGCUGUGUCUGGGUUAUCCAGUGCUUUAUAUCUCCACUAUUUAUCUUCUCUGCCUCAUGGACCAGUUCCCUGUGACAGUGACCAGCAAAAGCUGAUUAUGGCAGAGGAUGAUCCUGAGUUGAAAGGAAGAACAGCAGCCCCCAAAGUCCUGGGGGAGGAGUAAACAGCAAACUCUGGGAACUCAGUCCCUCCUUGUAAAAUGCAGAAGCAUUUGAGAAGGUUGCUCACAUCAAGGCUAAGAGGGAGCAUAAAAGUUUCUUCCUUUCUGGGAAUGGUUUGUGGUUUUCAAUGUGAAAUAAGAGUUGUGUGGGGCUUAAGUUUAAUCUCUCUGGCUGCUUUCCUGGGUUUCCCUUUCGGCCCUUUCGGCCGACCUCUCUUGAGCUUAAUAUCUGUGUUUUACAUUCUUUGAGGAUUUUGCCUUUCUACAUCAGUGUCCAGCCCAUUUUGCUGAAAUCAUAUGCUAACAGUUUGUUGGUUUUUCUGUGUGUUGCUCUCCUUUUUACACUCAUCUGUGUCUAUCACUAAGCAGUUUGUAAUUCAGGUGUAACCUUUUGAUUUAGUCAAUUUUGGGCUCUGGGAAGAGAAACCUACAAAGCUAUAAAUGUUCAGUUUCAUUUCAGUGAGAAGUGAUGCUGCAGGCACUCUGUGUGUGAGAAUUGGUCUGUGUCUGUGUUAGGAUGGAGAACAGAGGGCAUGGAGUGUAAAAACAUUUUUUGUUUAUUUAGCACAUAACAUGCUCAAAGUCCCCCACGUGCAGAAGUUCCUCCUCCCUGCCAUCCCUGUGAGGUAAGAUACACUCUGUAAACGGUGUUAAACCAGAGAAUCCUUGGAACACCUGUUGGCAAGUCCAGCAGAUUUAUAGGAGUCCAUCAAGAGCCCUUCUCAGAGGGCAGAAGCUGUCAGAGUGUGUGGAUAAAUUGAUUUUGCACUUAGAGCAGUGACCAAAGGGUGGCUCCCUAGCCCCACAGUAAGGCUUAGGAGCCAGAGCUCAUGCUCUCAGACAGAAAAUUUAAACCCUUUUACAGCUGUUCCCAGACUGUGAUUUCCAUCUAAACCAGAUUUGAGCCUAGUUUAGUGCAGCCUCUGGGUUGUUUUUUUUUAUUAUUUCCUGAGAAGGAUAGUGGAGUUGGGAAAAAGAGUCUGGAUUUUGUGAUCUGAUGGGGAUCAUGCAUUCACAGAUCUAAAAUCACUCUCCCAGUUAUACAUGCUAUAUGGAUUAUUUUCUAAAUGCAGUGACUUUACCAGUAAACACAUGCUGAUAUCUCCUGUGAAUAUCAGUGUUGUCUAAAGUAAGAUUUGGUUUCUUUUUUGCAAUUAGAAGACGAAACCAUUGCAAUUCCUGUGCUUUUCUAGUGGAAAGCUGAUUAUACAGGGUCCAGUUUUUAGAGUGCCCAGUUACAUCAUGUGCUGAACAUCUUCAACCUGUAAAUGCUUCAAGAGGGGAGAAAGACAUUCAGCACAUUAGCAAAGAUGUUUCCUGUUUGUUGGUACUUACACCAUUACUUAAGAUUGAGCAGUGAACACAAACUCUGAAUCAUCCUUCCCUCCUUCCACUUUUCAGUUGAAAUUUAUGAUUAUUCACUCAGGUGAUUUUCCACUCUCUGAUAUUUUCCAGGUGUAUUAAAGGGUGUGUCUUGUGAUAAGAACACCUUUUAUAAAAAUUUUCAGCUUCUUCAAAUUUACUAACUCUGUAAACUUUCUGGUUUACUUUUAUUAGUCAUGCUUUGAGAAAUGGCUUUGUAGAAUUUUGAGUACUUUUCUGUACUUAGUAUUGAAACUAUCAGGGAUUUCAACAGUGCAAGGGCAGGGAAAUAUCUGUAGCUCUUCAAGGACAUGACUUCAGCUGUGCAAGGCCUGAAAUGUAAAAUGUGUCAUUACUUCAUUUCCUCUGAAACUUACUCUGAUUUGCAGUUAACUAAUUUAAUUGGGUUAAUUUACUAAUUUUAAGUUUUACACCAUUCACUGAAGUUAAAACACUUUCAAUUGAGCGGAGGUUUUGGAGGUGAUGUUAAAAGGGCUCUGUGUUCAUCUUUGGAUAUUGUUAUUACGAUUUACUUUUUCCACUUUGGGACUGUUAUAAUUGUCUGGUAUCCUACUGAAUGCCUUUUUAUUUGGUUGCAAGGGAAGAUUUUGCCCACAGGUAGGGCCUUGAUUUAUUAUGAAGAGCAGAGCUGUGUCAUUUGAGAAUGUGUAUUUUGAAGCUGUAAAUUAUUGAUUGAUGAUAACUGCUGUGGAGCCCAUAAAUACACGAUUUUGGGUGGUAGGGGUGGAGAUUAAUCUAGGAAAGAGAUGCUUAGAGACAGGCACUCUUUAACCUCCAGGCAUAAGUAAUUUUCAAUUGCAGAACCAGACAGAAAUGGUUUUAAAAUGAGAACUCCUUUUUCCCUCUUCCCAUCUCUUCUGCUGCAGCCCAAACCCUUUCAGUCACAGUAAUUUGUGGCAAGGCAUCUGUACUUGGAAGAGAGUGUUGGUAGUGAGGUAGGAAUGUGCUGCUUGUGCAGGUGAUCCCUUAUCAGAACUGCUGCCUGGCAGGCCAAGAAACCUUCCUGCAGCUCUCCUGGAGACACUGAUGGCUCUUCAAUGUCAUGUUAUCUGCUAAUGUGUGUGUGAUGAGAGGUGAGGCAGGGAGAGGAGUCACAGAGCUCUAUUGUAGACCUGAUAAAAAUGCACAAUACCCUUGUAGAAAAACUGCCUUUUUUUUUUUUUUUUUUUUUUUAGUAGAGCCUGAUCCAAAGCCUUUGAUGUUAAUAAAGAGAACCAGCUUGGAAUUAGGCACAUGAUUGAGUGAAUUUGAUAAUUCUGAAGGUAUCCAAAGGGAUGUUAACUGUACAACUGGCUGAUGAAAGAAGAGGCAUAGGCUUGGAGGGCCUUGGCACAGUGUGAUCUCUGAUAUGCCCCAUCUGUGGUCUCUGAAUUUCCCUGUGAAGAUGUCCAUUGUGUUAACACAAGCUUAACAAAUAUGGUGACUCUGCAAAAUCAGGAGAAUGAUGUUUUCCUAGGAAUAUCUGGGGAGAAGGUGAACAUCUUUACAAUUAUGCUGGUGGGGAAUCACUGAGAAAACAUUGCUCUCAUACUUCUGGUUCUGACCAGCAAAACACGUCUGUGUUUCCUUGUACCAAGAAAUGUGGUGUGUGAGGUGAGGUUGAAGUGUUUUACUUUAUACCCUGGUGCUGUGAGAUUUUUAUUUGCUUAUUUUCUUGCACAAUAGCAUCUCAAAAAAAAGAAAAAAAUCUUGUAUCCAGGCAUUAGAUCCUUCUCCCACAAGCUGUGAUAAUGUCAUAGCCAACAAAAUUACCUGAGUGUGGUCAUGUGGGACUGACAGGCAUCAUCCCAGUGUUACUGUGAAUUUAUACAAGUAGAGAAGAUUUAUUUGUACAAGGAUUAGAACUUUGGCUGAUAUUCCAUUCCAGGUGAAGCAGCUCCAGGAACCUUUUGAGAACAAAACAUCUCGGUGGUUUUCCUCUAUAGGAAAGAUAAGGGUGUGUCCCACAUGGGGAUUUGAAAUCAUUGAGGAAGAGGAUAGACUUAAAGCUAAAUCUCCUGUGCCUUGGCAAAUCUCCCAGUAAACAUAAACUCCCUUCUUUCUUCAGUUUGUAUGUGUAACUAGUUUUUGUUACUUGCUUAAGCAAAAAAAAAAAAAAAAAAAAAAAACCACCACAAAAAAA